Messenger RNA from Procambarus clarkii (red swamp crayfish), 1077 nucleotides. Lineage: Eukaryota; Metazoa; Arthropoda; Malacostraca; Decapoda; Cambaridae. The record is from RefSeq and is a predicted model, not a curated record.
AUGAGGUCUCCAUGCUUGAGAUCCAUCCCAUCGCCAAGCAUUACAUCCCAGUCCCCCAGCAUCACAUCCCAGCGCCCAGCAGCACAUCCCAGCCCCCCAGCAUCACAUCCCAGCCCCCCAGCAUCACCACCCAGAGCCCAGCAUCACAUCCCAGCGCCCAGCAUCACAUCCCAGCAUCACUUCCCAGCCCCCAGCAUCACAUCCCAGCCCUCAGCAUCACAUCCCAGCCCCCAGCAUCACAUCCCAGCGCCCAGCAUCACUUCCCAGCCCCCAGCAUCACAUCCCAGCCCCUCAGCAUCACAUCCCAGCCCCCCAGCAUCACAUCCCAGCCCCCAGCAUCACAUCCCAGCCCUCAGCAUCACAUCCCAGCCCCCAGCAUCACAUCCCCAGCCCCCAGCAUCACAUCCCAGCCCCCCAGCAUCACAUCCCAGCCCCUCAGCAUCACAUCCCAGCCCUCAGCAUCACAUCCCCAGCCCCCAGCAUCACAUCCCAGCCCCCAGCAUCACAUCCCAGCCCCUCAGCAUCACAUCCCAGCCCCCAGCAUCACAUCCCAGCCCCUCAGCAUCACAUCCCAGCCCCCAGCAUCACAUCCCAGCCCCCAGCAUCACAUCCCAGCCCCUCAGCAUCACAUCCCAACCCCCAGCAUCACAUCCCCAGCCCCCAGCAUCACAUCCCAGCUCCUCAGCAUCACAUCCCAGCCCCCCAGCAUCACAUCCCAGCCCCCAGCAUCACAUCCCAGCCCCUCAGCAUCACAUCCCAGCCCCCAGCAUCACAUCCCAGCGCCCAGCAGCACAUCCCAGCCCCCAGCAUCACAUCCCAGCCCCUCAGCAGCACAUCCCAGCCCCUCAGCAGCACAUUCCAGCCCCCAGCAUCACAUCCCAGCCCUCAGCAUCACAUCCCAGCCCCCAGCAUCACAUCCCCAGCCCCCAGCAUCACAUCCCAGCCCCCCAGCAUCACAUCCCAGCCCCUCAGCAUCACAUCCCAGCCCCCAGCAUCACAUCCCAGCCCCCCAGCAUCACAUCCCAGCCCCCAGCAUCACAUCCCAGCCCCCAGCAUCUGUCCUUCGUUACCUGUUGA